AUGUCUAUUGAUAUUGAUGAGGAAAAUGAAGCAAAGGAUAUAACAAUGGUUUUACCCUUUGAGAAGAAGUUGCCAAUUUGGAAGACAGUUGAAUCAAUGGAAGUAUUCAAAACAUUCCCACAAAGUCCUCAUUUCACUCCAUUGCUGGAGAUUAGAGAAGACGCCCGUGAAAUGUCUGCGGUUGGUAUGAUGCUAACCUUCUCAGGAUUACUUGAAGAAGUCAAAGCUCUGAAACUCAACAAUCCCAUAAGAUCACUAAACAGCCUCAGUGCUUCCUUUGCCGAGUUGGAGAAGCAUGGGUUCGAUGUAAAAGUACCUACGUUGCGGAUCAGUAAGCUGUUGUCUCUCAUAGAUAGGCAAGCAAAGAAAAUGGAGGAGCUCAAAGGUGCUGAGAAAGUGACUGCAGAGAAAGAGAGAAACAAGGUUGAGAACGAACGCAAGAUUCUGGAGCUGAAAAAGCUGAAUGAAGAGGCAGACAAAGAGUUAACACAGAGUAAGUCAUGUGAAGCAAAGAUUGGCCAACAGCUUGAAGAUGUGAAGCUUCAGUUUCACACAACUGCGUCAGCUCCAUGGUAA
Molecule: messenger RNA, 576 nt
Organism: Eruca vesicaria subsp. sativa (arugula)
Lineage: Eukaryota; Viridiplantae; Streptophyta; Magnoliopsida; Brassicales; Brassicaceae
Source: the annotation of a GenBank genome assembly